Messenger RNA from Ixodes scapularis (black-legged tick), 870 nucleotides. Its product is annotated as alpha-tocopherol transfer protein-like. The transcript has 5 exons. The coding region runs from base 1 to 870 and encodes 289 amino acids. Lineage: Eukaryota; Metazoa; Arthropoda; Arachnida; Ixodida; Ixodidae. Gene Ontology annotation, cellular component: membrane. Gene Ontology annotation, molecular function: phosphatidylinositol bisphosphate binding. The record is from RefSeq and is a predicted model, not a curated record.
AUGAGAGGUAACCGACUACCACCGGAGCUUCAGCUGAUUGCCGAAACCGAACUUGGAGAGACGGACGAGAGGAAACUUGAGGCGCUGGAGGAGUUCAAUCAGCUACUGGAUGAGGAACCUGAUUUGUACUCAAAAAGAGAUGACGAAUUUCUGCUUCGUUUCCUCCGUGUGGCAAAGUACAACGUUGAUGCAGCAUUGAAGAGGAUCAAGGAGUAUUACAAAAUGCGCAAAGAGUGUCCAUUUGUUUUUGAAAACUUUUUACCGUCGAGUGCCAAACUUGAAGCAAGAAGCAUGGCGAUGGUGCUUCCCCGACGAGACGUUCAUGGCCGGCUGGUGUUACUGUUGAGAUUAGGUGCCUGGAAUCCCCAGAUUAUUUCCUACAUUGAAGCAUUGCAAGCAAUAACGCUUGUCGUGGAACAUCUGACAGCGGACCCUGCUGCCCAAACGACUGGCGUUUCCUGCAUUCACGACUAUGGAGGAUUUUCUAUGGAUAAAUUCAUUGCCAUUAAUUUUGGCCUCCUGAAAAGUUCCAUCAAGCUUCUUCUGGACUGCGUGCCAACUCGAUCUAAAGCGAUACACAUCGUGAGGCAGUCGUACGCUUUUGAUAUGGGCUUCGCAAUGGUUCGACCUUUCAUUAGCAAAAAGAUAUCUGAGAGGAUUCAUUUCCACGGAGUGAAUUUCGAUGGUCUCUACGAAGACAUGGCCGUCGACAUGCUACCCAAGGAAUAUGGAGGACUGGGCCCCGAUCUCGACAUCGAAGCCUACUGGAGCGGUUUAGACCAGGCGGAAGAGUGCUUCGUUCAAAACAAUCGCUAUGGAUAUCAUAAGAAGGAAAGCUGUAGCGAUGAAAUCGAGGUGACAGCUUUCUAG